This is a messenger RNA of Diaporthe batatas, 4070 nucleotides long. RefSeq lists its product as uncharacterized. Gene Ontology annotation, molecular function: protein binding; nucleic acid binding. NCBI's taxonomy places the organism in Eukaryota, Fungi, Ascomycota, Sordariomycetes, Diaporthales, Diaporthaceae. The record is from RefSeq and is a predicted model, not a curated record. Bases 385 to 3612 code for a protein of 1075 amino acids. The transcript has 3 exons.
UCCCACUUCCUCCCAUCUCUUCCUCCAUUCAUAACAACCACCUCCACCCCCCCACAUCAUCCUUCUCAGGGCCUCGGCGAUCUCGUCUGUUUCUCUACCAUAUCAUCCUCAUUUCCAUCCUUAUUUUGCUGCCACAGAUCGGCGGGUCCUGACCUACACGUGCAAAAGCUCUCUCGCCCCAGGGUUUUUGGGGCUGUCCAAGCAACCGCUGCCGAUAUCCUUCCUUGCUUGGAUAAUUUCGUUCUUAACGGCCGCCUGAUACAAUCAUACACACUUGCUUGACUAUCGCUGCCUCGAGUUAGGUGUGCUGCGAGCUAUUCAACAUCCAGCCCACCUACUUGUGUGCCUUGCACUCUAUUUUGACAGGCACUGCCACCCCCCAAAAUGGCUGAUAGGGGUCGUGGAAGAGGACGAGGACGUGGUGAUGGCGCUGCUCGCGGCGGUCCAAGCCGUGGAGGCUCUUUCCCGCCCGCCCGUGGAGGAGGCGACCGUGGAGGUCGUGGUGGAUACCGCGGUGGUGGUGACCGUGGUGGAGGAGAUCGUGGUGGUGGCUACCGCGGAGGAGGAGGAGGAGGAGAUCGCGGCGCGUUCCGUGGAGGUGGCGAUCGGGGCCGUGGGGGCGGUGACCGAGGUGGCCGCGGCGGACGGCCGCCUCCACAGGUCUACGCACCUCCCACUGGAGGAGCCCCCGUCCCCGACAACAAGGUUAAGAACGUCGAGGCUGCUCGCCAGAAGGCCCGCAAGUCUCUCGAGGGCGCCACGAGUUCGCUGAGUCUCGACACUCCCGCCCUGCUACCAGCUCGACCUGGUUAUGGCACCGAGGGCCAGGCCAUUACUGUCUACGCCAACUACGUCGAGCUGCUUCCCCCGUCCGACCUGACCCUAUACUCGUACGAUAUCGCUGAGAUCAAACCCGACGUCGCCGGAAAGAAGCGAACCCAGGUGAUCCGUCUCUUGAUCGCCGAGUCGCCAGAGCUGGAGAGUUGCCGAGGAGACAUGGUCACCGACUUCAAGUCCACCCUGAUUUCUCGCAAGAAACUGGACCUGGGAGGAGAGGAAAAGGUUAUCGAGGUUACUUACAAAGCUGAGGGGGAGGAUGAUCCCAAGGAGAAGGCCCCCGUAUACAAGGUUAGUGUUAAGUACACUAAAACGCUGACUGUUGGCGACCUGAUGGCCUUCCUCACCUCGACAAACCCAUCAGUCCAAUAUGACAGCAAGUUGGAGAUGAUCCAGGCCCUCAACAUCUUCCUCAAGCACUGGGCCAAGUCCAACAACAACGUGGCAACUAUUGGCGCCAGCAAGACCUUUUCCAUGACUGGCCGCGCCGACAAGCUCGAUCUAGGAAGGGGACUCACCGCCCUUCGUGGUUUCUUCACCAGCGUUCGAGCUGCCACCAACCGCAUCCUCGUAAACGUCAACGUCAGCCAUGGCGCCUUCUACAACGAAGGAAAGCUUAUCGAUUUGAUCGGAGCAUAUAACCCUCGUCCAGACCACAGUGGAUGGCGCUCCCUAGAGAAGUUCCUCAAACGUGUCCGCGUGCGAACGACACACCUCAAGGAGAAGAAGAACAAGAAGGGAGAGGUCAUCAUUCGGGCCAAGACCAUCUUCGGUUUGGCAAAGGCAUCAGACGGACAGGGCCCCAACCGGCCCAGGGUUCGAGAGUUCGCUGCUGGACCAAGGCACGUCGAAUUUUGGCUUGAAGACAGGUCCCCAGCUCCCGCAGCUUCGUCCUCUGUCCCAGGUGCCGGGCCAUCCCAGGCCGCCCCCAAGAAGAAGGGCAAGGGAAAGGGUGCCAAGGGAAAAGCCGAAGCACCUGCAACAGCAGGACCGCAGCCUGCAUCUACUAGCGCUGGUGCUGGCCGCUACAUCAGUGUCUACGACCACUUCAAGAACACGUACGACCUCACAUGUUCAGAUGACUUUCCCGUCGUCAACGUUGGCACAGAUAAGAACCCUUCCUACUUGCCCGCCGAGGUUUGCAUCGUGUUGCCUGGCCAGAGCGCCAUGGCCAAGCUCAGCGGCGAUCAGACCAGAAACAUGAUCAGGUUUGCUGUCCGCGGGCCCUGGCUCAACGCCAUGUCUAUCGUCAACGAUGGUCUUUCUACUGGUGGUCUGUCAAGGGAUACCAAUCCUCUUCUGGCACAAUUCGGCAUCAAUGCUAGCCAGAGCUUAAUCACCGUUCCAGCUCGUGUGCUGCAGGAGCCCAAGGUGUUUUACAAGAAUAAUAAGUCCGUCAAUGUUGCUUUCGGUAGCUGGAACAUGGAGAAUGUCAUGUUCAACAAACCAGGCAACUUGAAAACCUGGUCGUGGCUGUCCAUCCAGGAUGGGAGGCGGCCCAAUUACACGAUGGACGACCUCAAUGCCACUGUGGCCAGGUUCUCCGCUUCAUUGACAAAGAAUGGCGUGACGGUGCAACAAAAAGCGUUUCCUGGCAAGGAAGUUCGCUUGAAGUACCCCAGCGACCCAGCGUUGGAUGCGACGUUUAAGGGAGCGGCCGACAAGCUGGACCUGCUGCUCGUCAUCCUCCCUGGUAGGGACAAGAGCGAUAACACCGAGUUGUACAGCUACAUCAAGACUCUUGGCGACACGAAGUAUGGCAUCCAUACCAUUUGCGUCGUUGGAUCCAAGUUCACUAGUGAACGAGGACAGGACCAAUACUUCGCCAAUGUUUCCCUCAAGUUCAAUCUCAAGCUUGGGGGUAACAAUCAGAUGGUCGAGCCCUCACGUUUAUCCUUCCUCAACGAUGAUAAGACCAUGGUUGUCGGCAUUGAUGUGACUCACCCAUCUCCUGGCUCAUCCUCCAACGCACCCUCUGUCGCCGGCAUGGUGGCAUCCACGGACAAGCACUUCGGCCAGUGGCCUGGCCGCCUUAGCAUACAGAGCGAGGCACGUCAGGAGAUGGUUUCCGACCUCACAUCUAUGCUAAAACAGGCUCUCCAAAACUGGAUCAACAUAGGAAGGCACGCGAGUCUGCCAGAGAACGUCCUCGUGUACCGCGACGGUGUUUCAGAAGGCCAGUACCAGACUGUCUAUGACGAAGAGGUUCCCCGCCUGCGCCAGGCGUUCGCGGAGAUGUACCCGGCGGAUCUUACCAAAAAGAACCUGCCGCGGCUCACCGUCAUCAUCGUCGGCAAGCGCCACCACACCCGCUUCUACCCCAGCCAGACCAAAGACAUGGACCGCGGCGGCAACUGCAAGCAGGGCACCGUCGUCGACAGCGGCGUGACGGAGGAGGGCAUGUGGGACUUCUUCCUGCAGUCGCACGCGGUGAUCCAGGGCACCGGCCGGCCGGCGCACUACGUCGUGCUGCUCGACGAGAUCUUCCGGUCCCGGGCCAAGGCGCUCAAGUCGGCCAACCCCCGGGACACGCCGGCCAACGAGCUCGAGCGCAUCACGCAGGCCCUCUGCUACUCGUACUCGCGCGCCACCAAGGCCGUCAGCAUCUGCACGCCCGCGUACCACGCCGACAUCCUCUGCGAGCGGGCGCGCAGGUACAUGGCGGACCUGUUCGAAGGGAGCUCGGACGACGCGAGCAGUGUUGCUACUGGUGGUGGUGCCAUCCCCACUGUGUCAGUGCACUCGAAGCUGGAGAACACCAUGUUCUACAUCUGAUCUUGGGGGGAUGGGGAGGGGGGACUCAUCAAUUCGACUUUUGGCGAUUUUGCCAUGCGAGGCGAUCGAUCUCUGAUCUGCAACAUGCGACACUCACCCAAAAGCAAAGGCUUCCACGUGCACACACUGCUCGGAAGCAGAAGGCUUGCACUACAAGUCAUUGCACGUGCGCCUUGUGACUGCUCAUCGGCAUCGAGAUGAAGUUGGAACUGGCCGGUAGGGACUUGAAGCCUGCUAGGCUGACUGUCAGCGCAUCCACUGGAUUUAUUUGUUGUUGGACUACCUAGGUAAAUGGGGGUGGGAGUCCAGAUUGGGCACUCUGUCUUAGCGAUAGUUUUUUUUUUUUAUUUAUUUUUUUUUAUUUGGUUGUUCUUUCGGUAGCUUCAGCGUGUUUUGUCAUUAUUUAUGACUGGAUGUCGAGCGAUGCUUUAGCAACAUUGAAGAGAUUUCAAAUGAUG